Episyrphus balteatus (marmalade hoverfly) is the source of this 1974-nucleotide messenger RNA. It is a transcript of the gene Pgi, whose product is annotated as glucose-6-phosphate isomerase. The record is from RefSeq and is a predicted model, not a curated record. The coding region runs from base 251 to 1921 and encodes 556 amino acids. The transcript is spliced from 5 exons. Gene Ontology annotation, biological process: glucose 6-phosphate metabolic process; glycolytic process; gluconeogenesis. Gene Ontology annotation, cellular component: cytosol. Gene Ontology annotation, molecular function: monosaccharide binding; glucose-6-phosphate isomerase activity; carbohydrate derivative binding. Lineage: Eukaryota; Metazoa; Arthropoda; Insecta; Diptera; Syrphidae.
UAAACUUUUGCUAGUCUAUCCUGUUGGCUGAUAAAGUUCCAAUCCAAAGAGUGAAAUUUUAAUUUAUUACUGCCCAAACUGCUAUACUACUGGACAAGAAAUUCUUUCUUCUUCAAAAAAAAUUCAAAAAAAACACACAAAAUACCUAAUACGUGUGCUUGCACUAAAUCAGUGAAUUCAUUAACAUUCAUUAAAAUACAAAUUGUAUUCAAAAAGUGUAACGAGAAAUAAGAAAAAAUAAAUUAUAAUCAUGUCCGGCCUACCGCUGUUAACAACUGAACCAGCUUAUCAAAAAUUACAACAAUACUACAAUGAGAAUGGCAGUAAAAUUAAUAUCAAUGAUCUCUUUGCUAAAGAUGCUGGACGUUUUGAUAAAUUCAGCUUACGUCUGAAGACUCCCAAUGAUGGAGACAUUCUACUGGAUUACUCAAAAAACCGCAUUACCCCUGAAGUAUGGGCAUUGUUAUUGGACUUGGCUAAAGUUCGUAAGCUUGAAGAAGCCCGACAGGCUAUGUUCUCUGGUGUACACAUAAACAUCACCGAAGAUCGUGCUGUCCUACAUACAGCAUUACGUAAUCGUUCCAGCGAUGCCGUCCUGGUUGAUGGUAAAGAUGUUAUGCCAGAAGUACGCGCCGAAUUGCAACACAUGAAAGAGUUUACCAAUCAAGUACUCUCUGGUGUGUGGCGUGGAUGCACUGGCAAACAGAUUGUCGAUGUUGUCAAUAUUGGUAUUGGUGGCUCAGAUUUGGGUCCAUUGAUGGUUACUGAAGCUCUCAAGCCUUAUUGCAAAGGAUUGCGAUCACAUUUUGUUUCAAAUAUUGAUGGUACACACAUGGCUGAGGUUCUUAAGAAAGUCAGCUAUGAGACAACUUUGUUCAUUAUUGCCUCCAAGACCUUCACCACUCAGGAAACAAUAACCAAUGCUACAUCGGCAAAAUCAUGGUUAUUGGAACAGGCUAAGGAUCCCGCUGCAGUAGCUAAGCACUUUGUUGCUCUAUCAACAAACAAGGAGAAGGUAACUGCUUUCGGAAUAGACAGCAAGAAUAUGUUUGGCUUUUGGGAUUGGGUUGGAGGACGUUAUUCUCUAUGGUCAGCUAUUGGUCUAUCAAUUUGUCUAUCUAUCGGUUUUGAAAACUUUGAGAAUCUCUUGGAAGGAGCCUACUAUAUGGAUACACAUUUCAAAACUGCACCGCUAGAAGCUAAUGCUCCUGUUAUUCUAGCCCUUCUUGGAGUCUGGUACUCUAAUUUCUAUAAUGCAGAAACUCAUGCUCUGCUACCUUAUGAUCAAUAUUUGCAUCGGUUUGCAGCUUAUUUCCAACAAGGUGAUAUGGAAAGUAAUGGCAAAUUUGUAACCAAGAGCUCUCAAGUUGUUAACUAUAAUACGGGACCAAUUGUCUGGGGUGAGCCUGGCACCAAUGGUCAGCACGCCUUCUAUCAACUUAUCCACCAGGGUACUCGUCUCAUUCCUUGUGACUUUAUUGCGCCGGCAGUCACUCAAAAUCCAAUCGCUGGCGGGGUGCAUCAUAAAAUUUUACUCGCCAAUUUCUUGGCUCAGACUGAGGCUUUGAUGACUGGAAAAUCUGAGGCAACAGCCAAGGCUGAACUCGAAAAAGCCGGCAUGUCUGGUGAGAAACUUGCAAAAUUACUGCCACACAAGACAUUCACUGGCAAUCGUCCAACAAAUUCAAUUGUUAUGAAGAAAGUCACACCCUUUACACUUGGAGCAAUUAUUGCAAUGUACGAACACAAGAUCUUUACACAAGGUGUUAUCUGGGACAUAAACUCAUUCGAUCAAUGGGGUGUUGAAUUGGGCAAACAAUUAGCAAAGGCAAUUGAACCCGAAUUAGCUGAUGGCAGUCCAGUUUCAUCUCAUGAUGGCUCAACCAAUGGCCUGAUUAAUUUUAUCAAAUCCAACUGGUAAACUAAACUGAUUCCUCAUCACAUUAGAAAAAAAAAAAAAAAACAAAACAAAAA